Messenger RNA from Numida meleagris (helmeted guineafowl), 4034 nucleotides. It is a transcript of the gene ELAVL4, whose product is annotated as ELAV like RNA binding protein 4. The transcript has 7 exons. Gene Ontology annotation, cellular component: ribonucleoprotein complex. Lineage: Eukaryota; Metazoa; Chordata; Aves; Galliformes; Numididae. The record is from RefSeq and is a predicted model, not a curated record. Gene Ontology annotation, molecular function: RNA binding. Bases 467 to 1603 code for a protein of 378 amino acids.
UAAUCAAGCUCCUGAGAAUAAGUCAAUAAAAAUGCAAAUAUUUUGCAGCCAGCCCCCCGCCCAGGCCACGCAGUCAGCCUGCGGGCCCAGUCCAGCUUUCCGAGGAGGUCUGUCUCUGCUGUUGGUGCAUCUUCGGCUAAAUUUAGCCUAAUGUUAAGAAUGACCUACACAGCAAGGAAAUAAACUGUUUGAAAAAAUAUAGGACAAAGCUUAUGUUUAAGGGAAAGCUUCCCACAAUGUUCUAUUUGUGGCACACGAUCAUACAUUUGUGUCACAUCAUCUUAUCCGUUCCUUGAGCAUUGAUUGAAAAAGAGGCUUUUUAACCUGCUCAAAAUUCUUCUUUGUACAUCUUUAUUGGAGGAGGUCACUGACGGCAAGGAAGCACCCCCAGGCAGGGGGUCUGCACGCGCUGCGUCCCACCGGCCGCCUUUUAUUUAUUUCCAGCUGCAAUCCGCGAGGCACCUGGAUGCGUCGCGGCCCCGGGAGGGAGGAGAGCCUGCGGACCCGCUGGAUAAUUAGCACCAUGGAGCCUCAGGUGUCGAAUGGCCCUACUUCCAAUACAACCAAUGGACCCUCCAGCAACAGUAGAAACUGCCCUUCCCCCAUGCAGACGGGGGCUGCCACAGAUGACAGCAAAACCAACCUCAUAGUCAACUAUUUACCCCAGAACAUGACCCAGGAGGAGUUCAGGAGUCUCUUUGGGAGCAUUGGUGAAAUAGAAUCCUGCAAACUCGUGAGAGACAAAAUCACAGGGCAGAGUUUAGGAUAUGGAUUUGUUAACUACAUUGAUCCAAAGGAUGCAGAGAAAGCCAUUAACACUUUAAAUGGACUCAGACUCCAGACCAAAACCAUAAAGGUGUCAUAUGCCCGUCCAAGUUCAGCAUCGAUCAGAGAUGCGAACUUGUAUGUCAGCGGCCUUCCGAAAACAAUGACCCAGAAAGAAUUAGAGCAGUUAUUCUCACAAUAUGGGCGCAUCAUCACCUCACGGAUUCUGGUUGAUCAAGUCACAGGGGUUUCUCGAGGUGUGGGAUUUAUCCGUUUUGAUAAGAGAAUAGAGGCGGAAGAAGCCAUAAAGGGACUAAAUGGCCAGAAGCCUAGCGGUGCUACAGAACCAAUUACUGUGAAGUUUGCCAAUAACCCCAGCCAGAAAACAAGCCAGGCACUCCUUUCACAGCUGUAUCAGUCUCCCAACAGACGCUACCCUGGACCGCUUCACCACCAGGCUCAGAGAUUCAGGCUGGACAAUUUGCUUAAUAUGGCCUAUGGCGUAAAGAGGUUUUCUCCGAUCACAAUUGAUGGUAUGACGAGCCUUGUCGGAAUGAAUAUCCCUGGUCACACUGGAACUGGAUGGUGCAUCUUCGUCUACAACUUGUCUCCCGACUCGGAUGAGAGUGUGCUGUGGCAGCUGUUCGGUCCCUUCGGAGCGGUCAAUAAUGUCAAGGUGAUCCGCGAUUUCAACACCAACAAGUGCAAGGGAUUUGGCUUUGUCACCAUGACCAACUACGACGAAGCUGCCAUGGCGAUUGCCAGCCUUAAUGGAUACCGUUUAGGAGACAGAGUAUUGCAAGUUUCCUUUAAAACCAAUAAAACCCACAAAUCCUGAAUUUCAUAUCCUUACUUACUAAAAUAUAUAUAUAUAAAUAUAUAUACGAACAAAACAAAACAAAAAAACUCUUCAAGGCUUAUAUUCAACCAUGGACUUUAUAAGCCAGUGUUGCCUAAGUAUUAAAACAUUGGAUAUCCUGUGAGGAACAGGAAAGGAUUUUAUAAUGCUUAGAAAAAAAAAAAAAAACCUUUGAUGCAUUGAAUGUUCUUUCAUAGCUGUCGUUGUUGAAUAUAAUAUACAUAGAUAACAAUGUGCAGGGAUUUUUACCCGGCCAGCUAGUUUUACUACCUUCCUUGAAGGUGGGUCUUUUUAAGAUGACCAUUCACUCAUUUGAAAAAAAUAAGAAAACAAAAACAAUUUUUACAAACUAAUGGGAUUAAAAGCGAGAAAACAGAUUUUUCUUUUCUUUUCUUCUUUUGAAAACAUUGAUCUAAUCAGAUUGGUAAACCCCCCUGGUAAAUUAAAGAGGAACAAUAAAAAUUGCAAAAAGAAGAACAUAAUUUUGCAACUUUUUUUAUUUUUCCUUUUUUCUUUUAUAUCAUGUGAACUAAACAGUCUUCUGUUAGGGAAUGGGGUAGAGGGGGAUACCUGAUGACAUAACAAUUUAAAUAACAUUAACAAUGUUGCCAAAGAGGUGGUCUCUUUGCUGAAAAUGGGUUUCAAGAAAAAUCUAUUUUUAUAAAAUAUAAAGAAUUUUUACAAGAGAAUCUGGAUUUGAGAAAAAAUAUUUUGACUGGCUAAUUUAGGGGAAAUUGACAACUUUGUCAUGUUCAUACUGCACUGGUAACUUUUUAGAGAUCAAGAUGUGUGUUUUAAACUGGAUUAGUAGAUUGUUUUUUGAAGGAUGGGCUACAAACAGAUGAUCUUCGUAUCUUUUCAUAGCAUGUAAUAAAAAUAUUAAAUACAGUACGGGAGAGUGUUCUUCCCAGGCACGCAGUUACCCACAGUCAAAACCCAAAAGCAAGGAGAUGAGUUGCAAGAUGGUUUUUCUUUAAGUCAUCAGUAUGGGAUAUCAGCAGAACAAAAGUUUAAAAAAAAGAAAACUUAAUUUUGAUCAAAAACUUCCUUGGUUUGAGCAGUAGGUGCUACGAAAUUAUUUACAUAUCUUAGUAUCAUAGUUAAAUGUAAUGUGUUUAGAAAGAAUACAUUUGCUUUAAAUUUGUUAAGAAUUUUCAAAUUCACUUUAUAGCCCAUGCUAAUAUAAUUGGGCUGUGUUGGCACAUUUGGAACACUGUUUAUGUUGCUUGAAACACUUAUUUAUUUAAUUGCCGAUGUGAUGCAUAUGGCCAAAAUCAAAUAUAGCUAGUUUGGCUAGUCUACUUAUUUGUUUACUUAAACUAUGGGAAGAAGCAUAUUAUUGUGUCAUUUUGUUGUGUGUGUAUGUGUAUAUAUAAUAUAAAUAUAUAUAUAUAUAAAGUUAUUUUUUCUUUUGGUUAAUUUAUUAUAAGUUGUAACACUUUGCUAGUUUUGUUUGUAUAUGUCUUAAAAUGUUUUCUUAUGAUACUUAAGUGACAGAGGUAUCAAGGUAACUUGUGUAGAAAUAUUGUUUGAUAUAUUGUCAUGUUUGUUGUGAAUAUUUUUUCUUACUGCACAGUAGAAAAGAAAACAACUGGGUCUUUAUUUUAAUGUAAUUCAGAUUGGGGAAAACAGAGCUAAGGGAACAAAAUGACUGAGGGGGUGCUCUCCCAUGUCCAGUGCACUGAUCAUUUUAGUAUGUUUGUGCUUUGUACGGUUAUAUAUUUAAAACAAAAAAGGGUCAUGCUCUUCCCUGAGUACUAGAAACAGUUACUCGCUAUGCAUAAUCUAGUUGAUAGUUAAAUUUGCUAUUGCUUUUCUUGUCUUGUUAUAUAAAAUCUUUUCAAUACAAGUUUAGUCUUAAUGGUAAUAAAACGUUAUGGUUAUUUAUAACUUGUGCUUAUUUUGUGCAUUUUUUCCAUGCUAUACCCACUAACUGCAUGUAGACUAAGUAUUGUUUUUUCACACUGAAGAGGCAAACUUUUGUAGUAGACAAAUAACUAAAGCAAAGGCUGCAUCAUAAUUUUAUCAGUUUUUUACUUUAACAAUGUUAGAUUUUAGUUUAAAGGAACACUCAUUCAAUGUUCAGGGAAACCUUUAUACAUCAUCUGCUAUGAAUGAGCGCAGUUUGCUGGGAAAGUUUUGAUGCAUUUGCUAAGCAUUAGUGGGGAAGGCAUGUCAGAAUCUUUUCUCUACAAUGUGUUUUACUAUCUGAAUAAUAAUAAUUUAAAAGAAUCUUUCUUAGGACCAGGCAGUUGUAUACUUUAGUUAUAAUGAAUGACUUCAUGUUAACCUUGCUAGUUUAGAUCAUUUCUGAGGGAAAGUAUUGUAAAUGUUUUUUUCAUAACCUUGUUGUGUUUGAAUUAUUUGUACUUUAAUUGUCCAGACAAUAAAUGAAAGUGUGUAGAAUGGC